Messenger RNA from Lingula anatina, 1926 nucleotides. RefSeq lists its product as uncharacterized. NCBI's taxonomy places the organism in Eukaryota, Metazoa, Brachiopoda, Lingulata, Lingulida, Lingulidae. Gene Ontology annotation, biological process: microtubule cytoskeleton organization; protein polyglutamylation. Gene Ontology annotation, cellular component: ciliary basal body. The record is from RefSeq and is a predicted model, not a curated record. Gene Ontology annotation, molecular function: tubulin-glutamic acid ligase activity; tubulin binding.
AUGAUUUUUUAUAUUUUUCAUCAGCAAAUCCAGCAAACUGUGCUUGACACGCUGACGCCAGAUGACAUCCGUGUCUUGAUAGCUACAGUAGAUGAGGACUCCAGGAAGGGGGGCUUUGAGAGGGUGUUUCCCACUGCCAAAUCCAGCAAAUAUCUCAAGUUCUUUGAGCAGCCAAGGUACUACAACCUGUUGUUAAACCAGUGGGUUCAGAGGUAUAACAAGAUGGAGGCAAGGGGCGUGGCACUCCUGGAUUCCUUCUGUCAGAAAUGGGUCCAUGUGCAAAGUCCAACUACAGAUCCUUAUCACCAGUGGAGUCCUCCAAAUGCCACCCCUCGCACACUGAGUGCUCCGUCUAGCAAACCAGGAGUAGGGAACUCAAGUUCAACAUCCCAGCUGCCAAAGCUACGCAAGAAGAACAACAAGCCAAUUCAGAAAAUGUCCCACUCAGGAAGUGCGUCAUCACUGGAUAAGUAUAUGAUGCCAUCCAACCCACCGUCCAAACAGAACAGAUGAGGCCUUCCCCGUCUACCACCAUUGAAGGAACUUUUAGAAGCUUCGGAUAUUACAUUUUUUGGCCAGCAAAGUAGUAGUAGUAAUAGUAGCAUUCGACUUCACCUUACACCUGGCGAGAGUUUGAAGCAGCAGCGUAACUCUAUAUCAGACUGGAUGAAGAAGGUACGAGAGUCUAUUGGAGAGUUGCCAGAUUCCUUAGCAACCAAGGAGAACCUAAUCGACACUGGUGAUGUCAGUGUUGAAGAAGAUAGCAUUCCUCCUUUAACUUUGCCAUUGAAUUUGAAGGAAUCCUCAAACUCUGUCACAGGGACUUCGCCGUCAUUCCUGGAAGCAGUGACACAGAAACGUGCCAACUCUGUCAGCUUGGCAAUAGCUCGAAGGGGUUUGCUCCCUAAGAGUGGUAACAGCGCCACCUUGCGGGAACAUGCACGUCUCACCAGCGUCAGUCGUGUUGGGAUGCGUGACCUUGACAGCAGUCUGUCUCAGUACAAGAAGGCUUCAUGGUCUCAGUCCAGUACCUCGGAUUCGGCCGUCUUCACGAUGUCAGGUGCAGAGUCAGAGGCACUCGAUAACAGGCCUGCAGCUAGAAGAGGAGGAAGACCUCGGCCCUCCUCUUAUAAGAUUCAGCGCCAUUCCAGCUUCAACAGCAAGGAUUACACAGGUCCAGUAGGGUCAAAUAUUAUACCUGUGUGGAGAGAGACACUGCAGAUCAUGCGACGCCAUAGUUCUCCCCAAGGUAGCAAGCUGCUCGCCAGAGCUCAAGUGUACUCUGUGGCCGAAGUUCAGAAUCUCAACGACAUAGGACAACCAUCUUCUUUUCACGCGCACAAAUAAAUAAGAACUGCCCAAUCAAGCUAGUAUUCCAUUGGUUCGUGACACGUUUCCAUUAACGCCGAAAAGGCAGGAAUGCUGAUCAUGUAAUAAGCAUUCUGAGUGGUCAUUUCUGAUGACUAAAACGUAAACUGAUUGGACAGUUUUUCAGGUCUCCUCUGUGAUAGUAGUGUAAUAUGUAGUACUGGCGCCAUUCACACUGAAUUUAUUGUGCUGUUAGUAUAGAGUUAUUGUAGUUAGUCAAUUAGCGUGCUUACAUCAAAUGACCAUAUCAUCAGUAUUACAGUCCCCCCCCAGUGAUGGAUUAGGUUUUGAAAUAGAGACCAAUCACCUUGGCCCCCAUGUGAUAUAAAAUUAUUUUUUCAAGUAAUAUGAGGCCAAGGGAUGUCUUUAUGCAACCUAAAAGUCUGUUUAAACGCAGCCAUUAGAGUGGAUUGCUAACGCAAGUGGCACAUAGUUACUGGGUAGUGUCAGUCAUGUUGCUGCUCCAGGUAAUAAAUACAUCAAGGUAAUGCCGAUGAUUACAAUGAAAUUCAUGUCUAAUGGACUGAGUUAAUUGCCUGUUGUGCACCUUAUGUAUGG